Molecule: messenger RNA, 1302 nt
Organism: Endocarpon pusillum Z07020
Lineage: Eukaryota; Fungi; Ascomycota; Eurotiomycetes; Verrucariales; Verrucariaceae
Exons: 3
Coding region: 1-1302 (433 amino acids)
Biological process (GO): attachment of GPI anchor to protein
Cellular component (GO): GPI-anchor transamidase complex
Source: RefSeq, a predicted model, not a curated record
AUGGCGUCGAGCGAAGAUGCUGGCAAUGAGGAUGACACGGAACAGAAGACCACUGAGCCUGAGGAGCCGAAGAAAAACGCAAAGAAGCCAGGAAUAGCAACAACUGCGAAGAAACAGCCUCCUCCAGAGAAGCCCGAAGCAGUCUGGCUCCGGACAAAAGUCAUUCUCUCUUUCUGGGCGGUAGUAGUCUUCCUAGGACUGCCGAUGUGGUGGCAGACCACUUCAAUCUACAGAGCUCGACUUCCGAUACAACAGAUGCUGGAAUGGAGCGAGGGAACAGCAUGUCAGCCAGUAUUGCCCCUGGAGAUAUGGGUCGUCAGUCCAGACCUAGUAUGCGAAGAUGCUCGCCAUGUUGUUCAGACAGCUCAAGAGGUCCUCGACGCCAUGAACACCUUCCCUGUACAGCCAAUUCGAGUACGCCUGGCCAAGUCACGCCCUAUCAAGGAUAGAAAGGGUCAGCCAUUUGCCGAAGAUGCAGAUUGCUUCUUGGAAGACUACGAUCCUCAGAGCACGCAUCCAGCCUUGCAUUUACACCUUGUGCCAGACGAGGAUGCUACUGAACUUCAACUCUCCUUCGAUCCCCAUUCUGCAAGGGCAGACUUGAUAUAUGGCGAAGUCUCAACUCACGCUCUUGGAUCCUGUGCAGCGAGCACAAUCUACAAUAUCUUUGCUGAAGAGCAAGCUGGUCUAGCUUACAAGCUCGCGGCCCAAGAUAACAACAAUACCGCAGCAACGUAUCUGGAGUCUGUGCCUGAAGAUAUCAGAUCUGCCAUCACAGCUCGAGAAAAUCGAGCACUGAAGUAUGCAUCUACGUAUCAUCUCACGUUCUCUCUCUUUACGCCAGGUGGCUCUCCCUCAUCCUGGGCCAUUGAGUCUGCGCUCGAAACACACAUUCAGCCGUGGACCUCCGCAUUCUCCAUCAUCAGCAACUUCAGCAUCAAUUCUCAAAUACAGCCGUAUUCCGCCUACUCGCCGUCUAUCCAACCGUUCCAGGACAGAGAAACCAAUGCAAGCCUUCUUAGGCGCGAAGACCUGAGCGCCUUCAUCAAUGCCGCCGAAUGGCCCCUGUCCCCAAGCAUCGGCUCACAUGGACCAACCAUCAAUUUCGUCCUCUACGUCCCCUCCCCUUCCGAAAUACCCCUCACCAUCGAAUCUUCCGAUGGAGGAACCAGCUGGCUGAUCCCACAAUGGGGCGGCUGCCUGCGCACCUCGACCUCGCCACGCUCCACCCGGCCUUCGAAACAUUCGCCUCCCAGCUCCUCUCCCUCCUCGGCCUACCCAGCACGCCGCAACCCCAAAUGA